Saccostrea cuccullata (small rock oyster) is the source of this 1579-nucleotide messenger RNA. RefSeq names its product probable serine/threonine-protein kinase roco5. Lineage: Eukaryota; Metazoa; Mollusca; Bivalvia; Ostreida; Ostreidae. The record is from RefSeq and is a predicted model, not a curated record. The transcript has 5 exons. The coding region runs from base 31 to 1008 and encodes 325 amino acids.
AAAGAGACGUCUUAUGAAGAGAUAUUUACAAUGAUUAUUUCUAAGCUUGGAAAAGAUAUACUCAUUCAUGGCAUCUUGGAUGAUAAAGCAUUGCAUCCUUCUAUUUCAAUCCAGUUGAAAAUCCCUGAAGAGGUGUUGCGAUGGGAUAUAGAAACCCGACAUCGAUACUUAGAGUACUUGAAAAAAGGAAAAGCACCCAUAUAUAGAGCGCGGGGAAUGAUAUUAGGCUGUGCUGGUGCUGGAAAAACAACUUUAUUAGAAAGACUACAGAAGAAAUCACUGGAGGACAUACAAAAAAUCAAGUCUACUGUGGGACUAGAUGUCCACAAUGAUAUUUUUGAAGUACUGGAAAAGGAAGGAGAAUUAGAAGUUGCUGUACGUAAAUGCGAGCCUGCAAUCCACAUUAAAGAAAAUGUCCCAGUUGAUGAUGCAGAAAAAAUAGAGGAAAAGAAGCUUCUAAGUAUCUUGGAUUUCGGAGGACAGUGCAUGUAUUACGCCUGUCAUCAGAUCUACCUCAGUAAACGAGCGUUCUACAUCUUGGUAGUUGACAUGUCUAAAAACUUGGAAGAUGUCAUAGAUGAGGAGCUCUGCGAUCAGAAGGAUACAAUGUUCUCAAACUGGAGCCACAGGGAUUUUCUUCUAUUUUGGUUGAAAUCUGUCCAUUGUUACUGUGGAAAUGAGGCCCCCGUUAUUCUUGUUGCUACUCACGCAGAGGGAAAAUCGGAACAGGAAAUGACUGGAUAUUACCAAGAACUUAUGACGGCGUUUCCUGGGUCCUCAACGAUUAAAACACACUUGUCCAGCGAAAGAUAUUUUUCAUCAAGUCUCAAAAAGCCUUAUGGAGCAUAUAUUGAAAGUGUUGAUGAAUUAGAAAGAAAAAUUGUCGAAGUUAUUACGUCACAAAAACAUUGGGGAGAAGAAAUUCCCCUGGAUUGGGCUUUAUUUGAGAAAUUCAUCUCAGAGAAAAAAGAAACAAAGGUUCAGAAACUGGACAAAUUAAAGGAAUGAUUUGAUGAAUUGCUUCCUUUAAGCAGACGGGAAUUCAAAGACUUAUUACGCUUUUAUCAUGAUAUGGGUGUGAUUCUGUAUUUUGCAUUUAAAGAAAAAAAUGGAAAUGAUCAACUUUAUUUUGGUCCUGAAAUUGUAAUUCUUGACAUCCAGUGGUUUGUCAAUUCAUUUAAAUACGUAAUGACUGAUUCAAAACAAGCCAGUUUCAACAAAGUCAUAGAUGCAGCUCCCACUAGAGAGGCGCUAGAUACAUUUACAACUACAGGAGAGAUCUCAGGCACAUUCUUGAAAGCAAUCUGGACAGUUACGAAAAAUCAAACUGCAGUUGAAUACAAGGAUGAUAUGAUGAAAUGCAUGGAACGAUUGGGUCUCAUGGCGAUAGAGGAAAAGUCUGAUAUUUGUUUUAUUCCAAGUAUGAAUAUAAUGAAAGUUCCAGAGCACGUUAAAUCAAAGUUUAAUUCACAUCCAAAUAAAACACCGACUCUGUACAUCAGAUUCCCUGUUCUGCCCGUCUUUCUCUUCUACAGACUGAUUGUGCUUUGUUUGAAGAGAGGGUUGAAACCAUUGAAGG